This is a messenger RNA of Cheilinus undulatus (humphead wrasse), 1883 nucleotides long. RefSeq names its product SPARC related modular calcium binding 2 (gene smoc2). Gene Ontology annotation, cellular component: basement membrane. Gene Ontology annotation, molecular function: heparin binding; calcium ion binding; protein binding. The record is from RefSeq and is a predicted model, not a curated record. The transcript has 13 exons. NCBI's taxonomy places the organism in Eukaryota, Metazoa, Chordata, Actinopteri, Labriformes, Labridae. Bases 154 to 1479 code for a protein of 441 amino acids. Gene Ontology annotation, biological process: extracellular matrix organization.
CAGACCCGCCGCUCUGCUCUCAGUCUGAAGGAUCUAAACCCUCUACCCUCCAUCUUUGGUCUCUGGACCGUCCCCUCUGCGGUCUCUAACGCUCUCUAAACCCUCUCUGGGACUUUUGGACCGCGCGUCAUUUGGAGACUCUGCUGCGUCAGGAUGCGCGUCCGUCCGCUGCUGCUGCUGCUCUGCCUGCUGGGAGCUGCACGAGCUCAGAAGUUCUCUGCUCUCACGUUUCUCCGUGUCGAUCAGGAUAAGGAGUGUAACACUGACUGCAGCGGGGCUCCUCGUAAACCUCUGUGUGCCUCAGACGGUCGAACCUUCACGUCUCGCUGCGAGUUCCUCCGUGCCAAGUGUCACGACCCCCAGCUGGAGGUCAUCAGAGGGCCGUGCAAAGAUACAUCCAGGUGUGUAGCAGAGAAGAAGUACACGGAGCAGCAGGCCAAGAAGCUCUUUCCUCAGGUGUUUGUCCCGGUCUGUAACCCAGACGGGACCUACAGCGAGGUGCAGUGUCACAGUUACACAGGUUACUGCUGGUGUGUUACUCCCAACGGACGACCAAUCAGCGGCUCCGCUGUGGCCAAUAAGAAACCUCGGUGCCAAGGAUCUAAACAGGAGAGAGCGACGACCAGAGAGCCAGGUAAAUCAGUCUCCUUGCAAAUCUUCUCCAUUCUGACUGCAGAUGAGACGGGACUGAUGGUUGACCCUCAACCUGCUGCUGACGACGAUGACAUCACGGCCCAGUACCCGACCCUGUGGGAGGAGCAGGAACGGAGUCGACAGAACAACCGGACCAGAACUCCAUCCUCAUCAUGUGACCAGGAGCAGCAGUCAGCUCAGGAGGAAGCUCGGCAGCAUAAGAACGAUGCCGUCUUUGUUCCAGAUUGCUCUCAUGGGGGACUGUACAGACCGGUGCAGUGUCACCCAUCCACUGGGUACUGCUGGUGUGUGCUGGUUGACACGGGACGGCCCAUCCCUGGGACCUCCACCAGGUAUGAACAACCAAAGUGUGACGGCAACGCUCGAGCUCAUCCAACCAAACCCAGAGAUCACUACAGGAGCCGCCAUCUGCAGGGAUGUCCCGGGGCCAAGAAGACAGAGUUCCUGACAAGUGUGCUAGACGCUCUGUCCACUGACAUGGUCCACGCUGUCACAGACCCAGCAUCAGCUGGGAGGAUGGCGGAGCCUGACCCCGCCCACACCCUGGAGGAGCGUGUGGUUCACUGGUACUUUAGUCAGCUGGACAGGAACUUGAGCGGAGACAUCGGGAAGAAGGAGAUCAAACCGUUCAAACGCUUUCUGAGGAAAAAGUCCAAACCUAAGAAGUGUGUGAAGAAGUUUGUGGAGUACUGCGACCUCAGCAAUGACAAGGCGCUGUCUCUGCACGAGCUGAUGGGCUGUCUUGGCGUCACCAAGGACGACGCAGCCAAACCAGGAGACAGUUUACCUCCCAGUAAACUGAGUCCAUCGAGGAAGCAGGGCUGAAUGACGCUCCGUGUGGUGGUCCGCGGCAGUUUGCGGCAGUCUGCAGCAGUCUGUGGCGGUCUGUGGCGGUCUCUUGCAGUCUGUGGUGGUCUGCGGCGGUCUGUGGCUGUCUGCCGUGGUUUUGGCAGCGGUGAUGGAUCCAUAGUAUUUGCACUUUGUACUUUAAUGUAAAUCGAGGGUAGAGCUGACUCUGUAUUUAAUCAGGCUGCUGAUGUGUGAUUGGUUGUGAGUCCUGACCCAUUAUUAACACAUACAAUGUAUGUGUCCUGUGUGUCUAAAAGCUUUUUAAUGUCAGACAUGUUUGAUGAACUUUGACCCUGAAUGUUUGAUGGUGUGGUGAUGUGUACAGCAGUCUGUAUGAAUGUUUAGAUCAUUGAAACGUCCAACAUGUUCAUGUAUGUUCU